AUGGAGGACGACGGAGGUACAGCACCACCAGUAUCACCUGUUCAAAACUCAGCUCUUUGGAGUGAAAAAUUUAAGAAUUCACCUAUUGAGGUUUUAAAGUCGGAGUUAUCACUUAUUGAACCGUAUACUCUCAAUGACUUGAACAAGUCAGUAGUUUCCGAACCGCUUGAUUUGGCACUCAAGGGUUUUGUUGACUUGUUGGUCAGUGAUGUUGACCGAUUUAGUAGGAAGAGGCUACAACUUCUAUGCAUCUCCUUAUUCUCGCAUAAUGAUCUUUAUAUACUUAGUCUUCGAAAGGUUUCGGAAAUGACUCAGGACUUAUCAGAUGACAAACAAUACUGGAAUGUUUUCCACUAUUUGAGAUAUCUGCCAAUUCCAAAUAAAAAGCUGCCACGACCUUUCUAUAAUGAAAGGAGUAAGUUGUUUAGUAGACAGGCAGAUUUUGUUAAACCUGGAUUGAAAAAUAAGAGAAUACGAAGGUUCUAUCAGAAUGCUUGGUUAGGACUCACGAAGCAUCGAUUGCCGCCGAAGUUGUUGAAACAACUUGUUCCAUUUUUGAGUGAGAAAGCAUUAUCUGUCAUGAGAGAGGGCUAUUUGUUUGGAGACUUUUUAUUUCGCGUUUUCGAAUUGGGAGACAUUUAUGCUAUCCUUUCAUUGGAGGCUAUUUAUGUUUUGAUGGUACAGCAUAACUUCGAUUACCCCGAUUUUUAUCAAUGCGUUUACAGACUGGUCGUGCCUUCAGUUUGCUACUUGAGUUGCAGAAAAAAAUUUUUUGAUUUGCUCGAUCUUUUUCUUUCAUCAACACAUUUGCCUACUUACAUUGUGGCUGCCUUCCUGAAACGUUUGUGCCGCUUAGCACUCCUAGCUCCAUUGGCCUGCCAGGAGCCUCUUUUAGCCCUUAUUAGAAACCUCACAACGCGACACGAAGGUGUUAGAGUCCUUUUACAUAGAGACGAGCCAGAGACGGUUGAAAGCGAUCCAUAUGAUGAGUAUGAAGAUGACAUGCGAAAAUGUGGUGCAGUUGAUUCGUCACUCUGGGAAAUGAAGACUCUCCAAAGGCAUUGGUAUUUGGAUGUGGCUAAAAGGGCAAAUUUUGUUGAUAAAGGAGUACAACGCGUGGAAUCAUUUGUACGUUGGCGCUCAGACGAUGAAUAUUUUAGCAGUAUAAUGUCUAAAAAAUUUGGUAGUGAUUUCGCAAAAAAUGACGGUCGUUUGGAUUUUAGUAAGAAACAGUCACAAUGGUCUGAUGAGGAUGAGGACACAGAGGAGCAGGAGGUUGGUAAAGAUAAGAAGCGGGAAAAUGGUAAAUCUGUAAAUGAACCGAAGAAUUAUAAUGUUCCUAUUAAUUUCAACGAACCUUCAGGAGAUUUCCUACAGGGAACAUUUCAAUUUCCUCUGCAGGACUUCUGGAGGUUCUGAUU
Enterobius vermicularis (human pinworm) is the source of this 1421-nucleotide messenger RNA. The record is from the annotation of a GenBank genome assembly. NCBI's taxonomy places the organism in Eukaryota, Metazoa, Nematoda, Chromadorea, Rhabditida, Oxyuridae.